UUUUAUAUUCUUUUCCCAUAUAGACCAUUACAGAGUAUUGAGUAGAGUUCCCUGUGCUAUACAGUAGGUCCUUAUUAGUAAACUAAACAUUUUAAUCUUAGCUUAUAUUUCUAAUUCAUUCUAAGUUUAUAAUCAUAAUAUAACAAUAGUUGCUAUACUUUAGAAAAAAUUCCUACAUAAUCUUAACACUUCCCUCGAUUUUAUUCUGUGUAUCCCUUCUCAAGCCUUUGUUAUAUGCAUGUUUUUAUAUCAUUGUAAAUUUUGCUUAAUAUUGAAAUUAGAUUUGUGUGUGUGUGUAAUUUUUUGGAACAACAUGCAAAUGAAGAAUCUAUCUUUUACUUAGUUUAGGAGAUCACCUAGCACUUAUGAGAAUCAGAAAAUGACUCUUUUCUGGAGUCACUGUAAUUUUUGAAGUAGUCACACUCAGAUGACAAUUUUAAGUACCGGUGUUAUUAUGGGUAGUAAGAAAUAAUUUUUAUCUUUUAAUGUUAAGUAAAACUCACAGUUGUUAUGUGCGUGACAGCAGCUAUACAGAAUCAUUCUAGGUUUGUAAAUAUUAGAUUUGACCGUGUUGCUAGGAAACCCAAAAAGAAAUUUAAAUAAGCAGGAAACAUCACGAAAUCUAAAUUUUGUUGUUAUAAACAAUGCAGCUUUGAGUUCUGUUCUGUGAUCAAAAGGUUGGUAUAAACGAUUUUAUUUGUACGUUAAAGAAAAGAAACUCCUUGCAACACAGUGAUCAUUUCCUGUUUCAUUUUUCAUUUUCUUUUCGAGUGAAGAGCUUUUGUCCCUCACUAGGAGUUGCUUGAAAUCGCUCGGAAGGUCUGUUCCGAAUUUACUACUUCUGGAUUGGUUAAGAUCCCCGUUAAGAGUGUGCUUUGUUCUCUGAAAGCUUUGGUCAGUUGAGCAACUUGCGGCUCGUGGUAAAAAAAAAAAAAAAAAAGAGCUGAGUAAUGCUGGAGCCUUCUCAUGUGGCUGAUGCAAACCUGGAGAAUUUGCAUCAUCAUCUAGCUGGAGUAAGUUGGUGAGACAGGCAGCAGCUUAAAUACCAGCCCAUGAGGAAGUUGAGCUGGGCUGUAAUGAUAGGGCGGCAGCCGCAGCCUCAGCAGCAGAGGUAGUCGGGGAGGUGGAGAAACCAGAACACCAUGAACGAGCACACAGGUGUUCCUGUGAGUAAUUAGAUUGCGGAAGGUGAAAAUACACCUUAGAGUUUUUACCUGGGAGCACACUAGCGCUGAGAAGGAAUCUGAAGGCAAAGAGGAAGAGAUCAAAUCGGUCAGUCACCCCAAGAGACACCAAAGUUGAAAGUUUGGAGGUUUUAUUCUUUUAAUUUUUUUUUUUUCUUUCUUUCUUUCUUUUGCUCUGUUUGCUUUUUACCCUGCGGGUCACUACCAUGGUCAGAAAGGCUGUGGCAUCCACCAUCUCCAAUGGGGGUUACCUGCAGGGCAGUGUUAACACGAGGCUGUCUUCCCUGGGUGGCAAGGAGCCACCUGGGCAGGAGAAAGUUGUGCUGAAGAGGAAGAUCAGUCUGUUGAGAGGGAUCUCCAUCAUCAUCGGCACCAUCAUCGGAGCAGGAAUCUUCAUCUCUCCUAAGGGCGUGCUCCAGAACACGGGCAGCGUGGGCUUGUCCCUGGUUGUCUGGACGGUGUGCGGGGUCCUGUCACUGUUUGGAGCCUUGUCCUAUGCUGAACUGGGAACAACUAUAAAGAAAUCUGGUGGUCAUUACACAUACAUUCUGGAAGUCUUUGGCCCGUUACCAGCUUUUGUGCGAGUCUGGGUAGAACUGCUCAUUAUACGCCCUGCAGCCACUGCUGUGAUAUCUCUGGCCUUUGGACGGUACAUUCUGGAACCAUUUUUCAUUCAGUGUGAAAUUCCUGAACUUGCAGUCAAGCUCAUUACAGCUGUGGGCAUAACUGUGGUGAUGGUCCUAAAUAGCAUGAGUGUCAGCUGGAGUGCCCGGAUCCAGAUUUUCCUAACCUUUUGCAAGCUCACAGCAAUUCUGAUAAUUAUAGUCCCUGGAGUGAUGCAGCUAAUUAAAGGGCAAACACAACACUUUAAAGAUGCCUUUUCAGGAAGAGAUGCAAGUAUUAUGGGAUUGCCACUGGCUUUUUAUUAUGGAAUGUAUGCAUACGCUGGCUGGUUUUAUCUCAACUUUGUUACUGAAGAAGUGGAAAAUCCUGAAAAAACCAUCCCCCUUGCGAUAUGUAUAUCCAUGGCCGUCGUCACCAUUGGCUACGUGCUAACAAAUGUGGCCUACUUUACGGCCAUUAGUGCCGAGGAGCUGUUGCUUUCAGAGGCCGUGGCAGUGACUUUUUCUGAGCGGCUCCUGGGAAAUUUCUCAGUAGCAGUUCCAAUCUUUGUUGCCCUCUCCUGCUUUGGUUCCAUGAAUGGUGGUGUGUUUGCUGUCUCCAGGUUAUUCUAUGUUGCAUCUCGGGAGGGUCACCUUCCGGAAAUUCUCUCCAUGAUUCACAUCCGCAAGCACACUCCUCUGCCAGCUGUUAUUGUUUUGCACCCUUUGACGAUGGUAAUGCUCUUCUCUGGGGACCUCUACAGUCUUUUGAAUUUCCUCAGUUUUGCCAGAUGGCUUUUUAUUGGGCUGGCGGUUGCCGGGCUGAUUUAUCUUCGGUACAAACGCCCAGAUAUGCAUCGUCCUUUCAAGGUGCCGCUGUUCGUCCCGGCUUUGUUUUCCUUCACGUGUCUCUUCAUGGUCGCCCUUUCCCUUUAUUCAGACCCAUUUAGUACAGGGAUUGGCUUCGUCAUCACUCUGACCGGGGUCCCUGCCUACUAUCUCUUUAUUAUAUGGGACAAGAAACCCAGGUGGUUUAGAAGAAUGUCAGACAUUACAACCAGAACAUUACAAAUAAUACUGGAAGUCGUACCAGAAGAAGAUUGUCAUAAAUUAUAAAUCAAUACAUUUGAAGUCCUGGCAAUUUAUCCUUGGCUUUGUUUCUGCCCAAAGGGCUGAAACAAAAAAUGGAUCUUCUAAGAAAUUUAGUUAUUACUCCAUGUGGUUAUAGAACGCUGAUAUGCAAUUAUACCAUAAGUUCACAUGAUCAUUAAGUCCCUGAUACCUACCUAUUGAGGUUAGGAAAAACGACUACAGAAUGGAAAUUACUUUAGUGGUCUUUCUCUAUAACAUAUCUUAUGGCUAAGAACCUUCAGACUGAAAACUGAGAUGUUUUCUUUAAUAUGGGUUUUGUAAAAACAAUUUUUAUAUACUAUAGAUAACUGUACUGUGAAAAUUGUUUUCUACUCUUCUGGGGAAAACAAAAAAGUGUAUGUCAUCAUUAUGGACAGAGGAAAGAAAGAAAUUUAUUUUACAUUGGCAUUGCAUUGCUUCCCACAGAUAUCAACUUAGAUAUCAUACAUGUUUUAAUGGAUUAUACCCAGAGCAUUUUGAAAAAGAAAAAAAACUUAGGGGUAUGCCUAAUUGUGAUGAAUACAUUAAAGAAGAGUUUCUAGGGGCUAUUGUUUAUGAGGCAAAUCCAGGAAUUAUGUUUAAGUAAAAAAAAUGCUUGAGAAUUUAUUAUGUUAGGAUUUUUUUCACUCAUUAUCAGGAAGCUCCGUAGUUACGUGCCAUUUGUUUUCAUGGCAGCCUAAUUGAUCAGGAAAGGAUGUAACGCCUGUCCUAGAGCAAAACAAAAGUCAGUUUGGUAUUAAAUCCUCUUAAGCAUGA
Messenger RNA from Aethalodelphis obliquidens (Pacific white-sided dolphin), 3673 nucleotides. RefSeq names its product solute carrier family 7 member 11 (gene SLC7A11). NCBI's taxonomy places the organism in Eukaryota, Metazoa, Chordata, Mammalia, Artiodactyla, Delphinidae. Gene Ontology annotation, biological process: amino acid transmembrane transport. Gene Ontology annotation, cellular component: membrane. Bases 1391 to 2902 code for a protein of 503 amino acids. The transcript is spliced from 12 exons. The record is from RefSeq and is a predicted model, not a curated record. Gene Ontology annotation, molecular function: L-amino acid transmembrane transporter activity.